AAUGCUUUACCAGCGCCAUUACCAGAUGGGACUCGGAGCAGAUUCAACAGCUUCCCGAGUGCAUGAAGGUGUGUUUCCGAGCGCUUAACGAUGUUAUUCACGAGAUCGCUUAUGAUAUUGGCAAAGAUGAAGAAUGGCAUCUAGUGCUACCACAUCUCGCGAAAGCCUGGGCAGACUUUUGCAAAGCCUUACUUACUGAAGCAAUGUGGGACAAUAUGGGCUACACACCAUCGCUGGAAGAGUACUUGAGCAAUGCGUGGACAUCAUCUUCAGGACCAUUGAUCAUGUCUCACGCUAGUUUCUUCGUGGGACAUAUGAAUUUGGAGGAUGUAGCAGAUUUACUGGAGAGAAACAAGGAUCUGAUUUACAAUGUGUCCAUGAUAAUUCGCCUCUGCAAUGACCUUGGAACGUCAACAGUAAUUAUCAAACUUCUGCGCCGAAGUUAUAAACCAACUGAAUUUGAGAUGAUAUUAAGAAUUCUUAGCCUGCGAAAAAAAAACACGGCAUAUGGUGCCGAAAGAGACAGAGGAGAUGCUCCAUCGUCAGUGGUGUGUUACAUGCGAGAAGCGAAUGUUCCGGAAGACGUCGCUAGGAAGCACAUCAAGGAACUGAUAAACCAGGCAUGGAAGAGCAUCAAUGCUCAUUGCUUUGGCAAUGUCGAGACGCCCUUUGUCCGAACCUUCAUUGAUGUCACCGCGAACGCGUCUCGUGUUGCACAUAUGCUUUACCAGUUCGGAGAUGGGUUUGGCGUCCAGGAUGGUGAUAUUAGGCGGCAAAUCUUAUCUGCAGUGAUUCACCCUGUCGCUCUUAACUGA
This is a messenger RNA of Eucalyptus grandis, 815 nucleotides long. Its product is annotated as (E,E)-alpha-farnesene synthase-like. The transcript has 4 exons. The record is from RefSeq and is a predicted model, not a curated record. NCBI's taxonomy places the organism in Eukaryota, Viridiplantae, Streptophyta, Magnoliopsida, Myrtales, Myrtaceae. The coding region runs from base 63 to 815 and encodes 250 amino acids. Gene Ontology annotation, molecular function: terpene synthase activity; magnesium ion binding.